Glarea lozoyensis ATCC 20868 is the source of this 1473-nucleotide messenger RNA. RefSeq names its product PLP-dependent transferase. Gene Ontology annotation, cellular component: mitochondrial matrix. Lineage: Eukaryota; Fungi; Ascomycota; Leotiomycetes; Helotiales; Helotiaceae. Gene Ontology annotation, molecular function: pyridoxal phosphate binding; transaminase activity; identical protein binding. Gene Ontology annotation, biological process: arginine metabolic process. The coding region runs from base 1 to 1473 and encodes 490 amino acids. The record is from RefSeq and is a predicted model, not a curated record. The transcript is spliced from 3 exons.
AUGGCUCUUCGAAUAUCUGCGAAAAGGGUGGCUGCAGCCAUCAAGGCAGGAAAUGUCUGCUCAUCCGCCAAUUGCAUUCUGAAGAGGAAUGCUUCGCAAGCAACCGCAGCGGCUUCAAACUUGUCAGAAAGCGUCAGGAACGAUAUUUAUCGAGAAGCUUCCCUUCCAAAUGCCGAUCCUCCUGAAGACUCGGCCACCGCUGCUCUGGUCAAUGAGCAAGCUCCAUAUAUGGUCAAGACGUACGCCCGACCACCACCGAUGUUCGUCAAGGGAAAGGGAUGUUACUUGUGGGAUGUAGAGAACAGGAAAUAUCUGGACUUUACUGCCGGUAUAGCUGUUAAUGCGUUGGGACACUGCGAUCCGGAAAUGAAUCGCAUUCUCGCCCAACAAUCCAAACUCCUCGUCCACACUUCCAAUCUAUACCACAAUCCCUGGACCGGCGCACUCUCCGAACUCCUCAUACAAAAGACCGUCGAAUCAGGGAGCAUGCACGAUGCUCGCUCCGUUUUCAUAUGUAAUUCUGGCACAGAAGCGAAUGAAGCCGCAAUUAAGUUUGCUCGAAAGGUGGGGAAGGUCCUCGAUCCAUCAGGUGCCAAACACGAAGUUAUUUCCUUCAACAAUUCCUUCCACGGUCGAACAAUGGGCGCGCUAUCAGCUACGCCAAAUCCAAAAUACCAAAAGCCAUUCGCACCAAUGUUACCUGGGUUUAGAUACGGGACAUACAACGAUGUAGCAGCAAUCAAAGACCUCGUCACCGAAAACACAUGCGGUGUGAUAGUCGAGCCAAUCCAAGGAGAAGGUGGUGUAAUCGCCGCAACAGAAGAAUUCCUCGUAGCGCUAGCCGCUCGCUGUAAAGAAGUCGGCGCAGUCCUAAUAUACGACGAAAUCCAAUGCGGACUGGGCCGAACCGGCAAACUCUGGGCCCAUGCCUCCCUCCCUCAAUCAGCCCACCCAGAUAUCCUCACCACCGCCAAAGCCCUCGGCAACGGCUUCCCUAUCGGCGCUACAAUCGUCAAUGGCUCCGUCGCAGAAAGAAUAGUAGUAGGCGACCACGGCACCACAUUCGGCGGUAACCCCCUCGGCUGUCGAUUAGCACACUACAUGGUCUCGCGUCUCUCCGACCCAAAACUGCAAGCUGCAGUCCUCGAAAAAUCUCAAGUCUUCCAAUCACAUUUCCGCAAGCUCCAGAACAAAUACCCUGAACUCAUUACUGAGAUCCGUGGGAAGGGCCUUCUGCUCGGUCUCCAACUUAAUCAAGAUCCUACGCCAAUCGUCACUGCUGCCAGGGAACGAGGACUCCUAAUCAUCACGGCUGGCACGAAUACAUUGCGAUUUGUGCCCAGCUUGACGAUUAGCGAGGAGGAGAUUGCAGAGGGGAUGAAGAUCUUGGAUGAAGCGAUGAGGAUCCUGGUUAGUCCUGGGGAGGAACCCGCGGGGAAGCUCGUUAAUGGGGAGGUUGACUCGCCGAAUUAA